ACAGUCUCUCACAUGUAGAAGUCACAGCAGCUGCAUGAGUGGGAGAUCAUGAAACCUCAACUUCUUGAGAGGAAUUGAGCGUACACGUCAUGGAUCCUAAAGACGUUUACUGACAGGGCUGCUUAUAUAUUUCAAUAAAUAACAGGACACCUAGGUCCCCCUGUAUAAUUCAUAUUUCAAAGAGAAUAUGGUUUAUCACCAGACAAGUCUGAAGCCCGCCUGCACACCGUCCAAAAUACGUGCAGUGAUUAAUAUCAGCUGAAUAUAAUUAGCGUUUUUUUUUCUCGCAACAGGACACGCGGGCUGCUUUAAUAACACAACAUCAGCACGAGCGCGUGGAGGAGGCACCUGGGACUGAAGCGCUCUCCUCUCGCACACAGACGGGAUCGGCGCGCGCUGGACAUGAGGAGGACCUCAUCCCGAGCCUGAUUUCCUGCGGUCCCGGCCAUCUGUGUGCCUUCAAUCACACCGAGAUCCACUCACAAAAAGGCCCAGCCGCAGACGACCAUGGAGCUGGAGCAGAGCUGCAGUAUAGCCAAAAAGAGCAUCAUUACCAAAAUGUUUAAAGUUCGCAAAAGGAGAGAGAUGCUGUUCGUGCAGGUGUGCUUCAUCAGCAGCUUCUUGUUCUUGGCUUGGUGUAUGUCGGCGUUACUCACAAAAACAGGUCAUGGGCUGGUGCUUCAGGAGGGGUUUGAUGUUCCCAGAGAUCACCUGGGCCGGAGACUUAUGGCCACAGUGGGAGACAAUGAGACCGAGAAGAACUGCACAGAACCAGCAAUCCACGAGUUUCCCGAGGAUAUAUUCACCAACAGACAGCGUACUCAAGGAGCUGUACUUCUACACAUAUUUGCGGCUCUAUAUAUGUUUCUGGCCCUUGCUAUUGUCUGUGAUGACUACUUUGUGACCUCUCUAGAGAAGAUCUGUGAGAAACUGCACCUGAGUGAAGAUGUAGCAGGAGCGACCUUCAUGGCAGCUGGAAGCUCUGCCCCCGAGCUGUUUGCCUCUAUAAUUGGUGUGUUCAUAACACAUGGAGAUGUUGGGGUGGGUACCAUAGUGGGCUCAGCUGUGUUCAACAUCCUGUGUAUCAUCGGUGUGUGUGGGAUAUUUGCGGGGCAGGUUGUUUUUCUCACCAAGUAUGCUGUGUUCAGAGACUCCAUCUACUACAUUUUAUCUGUGGUCGCCCUUAUUGUAUUUAUUUAUGAUGAUAAGAUUUUGUGGUGGGAGAGUCUGAUACUGAUCCUCAUGUAUGUUGGCUACAUUAUCAUCAUGAAGUUUAACACUAGCAUACAGAACUACUUUUCGGGGAAGAAAGACAAAAAGGUCACCAAUGGUAAUACGGUCAUCAGCGAGAUGGAGGAUGUAAAGCACACUGAGGAGUACACUAGGGGCUCUGUUGUAAUGGUGGACGAGAUGAUAAAUUCAAGCCCUCCGCAUUAUCGGUUCCCAGAGGCCGGCCUCAGGGUCAUGAUCACCAACCACUUUGGGCCCAAGACACGUCUGCGCAUGGCAAGCCGACUUAUCAUCAAUGAGCAGCGGCUGGUGAAGACGGCCAAUGGGGUGGAUGCAGUGUUGGUGGAUGAUAAGAAAGCUGACACCAUAGAAAAUGGCAACGUAGCGGAGGAAAAACUCACUGAGGAGUCGGAAAGUGAGCUGUCAUCUCCCUUCGUCUUGCCUGGGGGCGCUAUGGAUAAAGUAAAGUUUUUCAUUUCCUGGCCUGUUUUGGUAUUGCUGUUCUUCACCAUACCCAACUGUGCCAAACCUCGGUGGGAGCGCUUCUUCAUGCUGUCCUUCUUCCUCUCUACACUGUGGAUCGCCAUCUUCUCCUACGUCAUGGUGUGGAUGGUCACAAUCGCUGGAUACACACUUGGAAUCCCAGAUGUCAUUAUGGGUAUAACUUUCCUGGCUGCGGGCACCAGUGUUCCCGACUGCAUCGCCAGUCUCAUUGUCGCACGACAAGGGCUGGGGGACAUGGCUGUCUCCAACACGAUUGGCAGUAACGUCUUUGAUAUCCUCGUUGGACUCGGCGUUCCCUGGGGCAUUCAGACAAUGGCUGUCAACUACGGCUCUGUGGUUCAAAUCAACAGUAGAGGAUUGGUUUACUCUGUUGUUCUGCUGCUGGGUUCGGUGGCUUUAACUGUGCUGGGGAUCCAUGUGAACAAGUGGAGGUUGGACUUUAAGCUGGGCAUAUACGUGCUUGUUCUGUAUGCAAUCUUCCUCUGCUUUUCCAUCUUGAUCGAAUACAAUGUCUUCACUUUCGUCAACCUGCCCAUGUGCCAAGAAGGUGUCUAGGCUAGAUGAUUUCCAUGGGCUUGGACCCAAAAUACCUCCGGGAUAAACCUGCAACCAAAAUCACCAAUGAUCCUGCUGUUUCCUCUCUAUUUAAACUCCCUACUGUUGAAGAAAACCACCAUCUCCCACUGCGCAUUCAAACCACUGUGGCUCAGAUGUAAAAAACUGCAUUUCCCAGAAUACCGUUGGAUGCUCAACUUUCUCCAUCAAUUCCAGGAAAUCAUAUUCUCUUUGGCAGCUCUCUUUAUAACUGGAUAUUCUUCCACUUCUGAACCUUGGACAAUCACAAUGCGGCCCGUCAAUGUCUUGAUCAGCAGGAUUCAAAGUGUAAACUUGCAUCACAAACUGCACACAUUCACGGCAAUGAUAAAGAAUGCUGCUCAUUCCCAUAUGCAUUAGCAAUCAACAUUUUCUAAUUUCUGUCUUCCCUUGAGACAACGUAUGAUAUGAACAUAAUGCACUUUAUAUGAGGCAUAACACAACUACAUCAUAUUAAUUGAUUUCCUCCGGAAAGGAAAAAUGAAAGCACGUCCUUGAUGUGGUGCAAUAAAAAGAUGGAAUUGACAUAAAAUGACUGCCCUCGGGCAAGGAAGUGAUUCUCGCAGCUCGUUACACACAAGAAAACUGUUGAAUUAAGACGCAUAGCCGAUGUGAAGUGUUUUCUUUAUGGAUCAUGCGGCGGGGGCAAGCAGUUAUGAAAUCCUUAUGAGCUGGACCAUAUGAUUCCUGCUGAGAGCUUCUGGCAGGUGCCCAUCAGAGAGGUCAGAGUGGACUAGCUGGACACAUGGAAACAGAAGCUCUAAAACUGGACACGUUUUGGUUCCCCUUAACUAUUCCAGAUCUGCAUGAACCAGUCAUAAAGCACACCUCAAAAGCUGCUCGUCACCUCUCGUUCAUACCAGAGCAGAUGACCCUCAGGACCGCUCUUUGCUUGUUUCGUGCAAUGGACGAUGACUGACAACUGUGGCUACUUUGAUAUUUCAAACACAUACUGAUGACAUCACAAACAGAGAUCCUGGAAUUUGAAAACAUGCUACAAAUUGACGAUUUUUAUAUAUAUAUAUAAAUAUAACAUCAUUGAUCCUGUUUGAACCAGUGCUUCCUUACAGAUGUUGGGAGGUAAGGGUGAAUUUACAGUGACCAAAGCGGCCACUUUUUCUUUAUUUCCAAUGCACCGUAACCUCCCUCUCUGGAUAUGUUUUACUGUUUGUCUGUAAUGCAUGAUUUGACACAAAGAAGCCAUUUUUUUAAAGCAGGGCAAAAGCUUUGUGAGCUCACGUCAAUGUUCCUAAAAGGAUGAAUCUCAAGAAAUUUGUUGUCCAGGUCAUAUUUCAUUCCAAAAUCAAAAGAAAAAUAAGUUAGACGGUGCAAGGAAAUGUACGUUUAAAGCCCUUUAAGGUUUAUUUGCAUUGCGACAUUUAUUUUCAUAAAAUGUAAGCACGCUUUCAAACCUGGAUUCUCAUUGCUGUAACAUGCGGACUUCAUACUGUAAUUUGUGCAUACUGUAAUAAAAUAUAUUUAAAUUAGCUAAUUUUAAAUUGCCAUAAUGAUAUCGAAUUAAAAUGUUUUCCAUUACAGUAAUAGGAUUGAGAUUUUGUUAUAGGGUCAUGGAAAUGUUUUGAUUUUUCUUUUUUUUCUUUUUUCUUUUUUGUAGUAAUGAAAAUUACUGUAAUGAGAAUUGAGGUGCACAUUUAAAUCAUUAUAAAUUUAGCUUUUUUUGCAUUACGGUAAUGGAGAUUGUUCCAUUGCAUUAAUGGAAAUUACAGUAAUGUUUGAGGUAGAAAAUGGGCUUCAAUGAGGUCACAAUACAAAAUGAUAAUGUCUUCAUUGACUUCUUUUUCUUUAAGCAUAACAUAAGUAGCUUUCUUUUAGUUUUUCUUUUGGUGAAAUAUGACCUGAACUUGACCCCGAGAGGUUCCCUGAGAUUCACCUCUAAAUGGCAGCUACCGGACCCCCAUUCACUCAGCUGCUAGUGGGCUCAGGAGAGCUGAACUUGAUAGUAGGUGAACGAGCGUGUCUUUUGUGUCUGUUGUCAGUCGUAGAACCCGUCGUUAUGUGCUAGGAGGUGAUGUCGCUGUUGUCUGCGCAAAAAGACAGGUGUUGCAGUAUUUGAUGUACACAUUAUAUAUGAUAUAUGCAAUCUCAGUCGGUGAGGGUCGAGUACGGAGUUUAUAUUUUCAUAGAUGAGCCAUGUUUGUGAAAGCCGCUGAAGUCGCCCACCGCUGUAACACAUGCAUGCAGAUUCUUUCAUCUAAUCUUACGUCACAUAAUUGCCAUUCUGUAGAAUGUGGACUCUAGUUUAGUUUAUUGUGGCUGUGUGCUGUGCAGAAUGACGGUGGUGUCAUGUGGUGAUUCUCCUAAGUUCUUUCUUUGUUCUGUGGUGUUGAUCUGUACGAUGACAUUAUUCAGCUAAAUAGAUACACCAUAUGCACACUGUCGGAGGAGCUUCUAAAGCGUCUUCUUAUGCUGGUUGCCACGUUAAAUCGUUAGAAAGUGUUUCUUUCCAGCAUUAAAUUAAUUCUUUGGUGCCAGUUUCUGACUUUGUUAGUUUCUCCCGGGUUGUUUUGGGAAAUCUAUUUUGCCGGUCCAGUAGACGGUGCAUUUAUAUACUAGAUUUAUUUGAAUCUCACUUGAAGCACACUACUAUCAUUACUUUGUUGCAGGUUAUUUGUGCCAUGCUUGAUGUAAUUGCUACCCUUGUAUUUGAACUGAGAUGAGUAUUUUUUGACAUUUAAUUGUACUUUAUAAACUUCAGACCUCCGGUGUGGUUUGAUUAAUCGUUUCAUUGGGUUACUUCAGAUGGGAUGUCUUUGUUGCCAGUUGUAUAGCACUCUUACAUGAAUAGACUUAUAUGCACUAUCCAUUGUAUGCCUGUUCAGAGGGCAAAAACUAAAAGGAAAAUGCUACAAAUGACUCUGCCACACUUGAAUAUGCACAAGAGUACAAGAACUUCUCAUGCAGUGUCUUGAUUUAUUAAACACACAUGCACAGAUACAUGCGCACCUGCUCCACGAGUGACCUGCUGCACUGUGAGUGGAUCUGCAUACAGGAAACCUUUUGUAAUGUACCGAUUUAAUGAUUUUCAAUACAAGACGUUGGUGUGUAACUUGAAUGUAUUGUCUUGCUCGCAAUGGAUGUAUCCAACCAAUGCAUUUUACUGUAAAGCAAUAAUCUAAAAAGAAUAUGAACCACAAUAUAUGAAGCAUUGUAUUGUAUAGAGAAAAUGAUUAAACUAUAAGGUCUAUAUG
Molecule: messenger RNA, 5537 nt
Organism: Carassius gibelio (silver crucian carp)
Lineage: Eukaryota; Metazoa; Chordata; Actinopteri; Cypriniformes; Cyprinidae
Gene: slc24a4a
Product: solute carrier family 24 member 4a
Exons: 17
Coding region: 508-2289 (593 amino acids)
Biological process (GO): calcium ion transmembrane transport; intracellular calcium ion homeostasis
Cellular component (GO): membrane
Molecular function (GO): calcium channel activity; calcium, potassium:sodium antiporter activity
Source: RefSeq, a predicted model, not a curated record